AUGGCGGCACAAACCAACCUUAACAUCACCACAGACCGGUCUGCUCUUCUUGCUCUCAAAGCCCAUAGCAAUCAAAACAUGAUCUUUACCAAUUGGUCAACCACCACCCCUGUUUGCAACUGGGUUGGCGUCAUUUGUGGUGCACGCCAUCAUCGAGUCGUAGAGUUGAACGUCUCUUACUUUGGUCUCGCGGGCACCAUUCCUCCUGAGCUAGGCAACUUAUCAUUCCUUGUUGAUCUGGACAUCCAAAAUAACAGUUUCCAGGGUACCUUGCCUCACGAGUUGGCUCGCCUGCACCGGUUGAAGUUCAUUAACUUGGGAUACAACAAGUUUAUGGGAGUGAUACCAUCAUGGUUUGGGUCCUUGUCCAAACUUCAAGGUUUCAGGUUGUUUGGUAAUCAAUUUUCAGGUUCGAUACCGGCUAUCAUCUUCAACUUAUCUGCUUUGCAAGAAAUUGAUCUAAGUUAUAACCAACUCUCAGGUAGAAUCCCCAGAGAAAUCAGGAACCUAACAACGUUGAAGGCAAUCUACCUUGAUAAUAAUAAUUUUAAAGAAAUUCCAAGUGAGAUCGGCACUUUGAAUCAGCUUGAAAAGUUGUUUGUGCAAGAAAAUGCCUUAAAACAGCCUAUUCCUAUGAGUGUCUUCAAUAUGUCAUCUUUGACUAUUGUAAGUUUCUAUGGAAACAAGUUGAGUGGUAGAAUUCCUGACAAUAUAUGUCAACAUCUUCCAAAUAUUCAAGUGUUGAAUUUGGGUGUGAAUCAGUUUGAGGGUCCACUUCCAUCCAAGUUAUGGCAAUGCAAACAACUUCUUACUUUGGGGUUGAGGGAUAACAGAUUUAGUGGAAGCAUACCCAAAGAAAUUGGGAACUUAACUCGGAUAAAGUUGAUUAGCCUUGUCAUCAACAGCUUGACAGGUAUUCAUAAUCUCAAUUGCAUAUAUUUAAUUAUCAUUAUUUUUAUAACUUGUUCAUAG
Molecule: messenger RNA, 972 nt
Organism: Rosa rugosa (rugosa rose)
Lineage: Eukaryota; Viridiplantae; Streptophyta; Magnoliopsida; Rosales; Rosaceae
Product: probable LRR receptor-like serine/threonine-protein kinase At3g47570
Exons: 3
Coding region: 1-972 (323 amino acids)
Biological process (GO): hormone-mediated signaling pathway
Cellular component (GO): plasma membrane
Molecular function (GO): protein binding
Source: RefSeq, a predicted model, not a curated record